Mus pahari (shrew mouse) is the source of this 753-nucleotide messenger RNA. Its product is annotated as formin-like protein 14. NCBI's taxonomy places the organism in Eukaryota, Metazoa, Chordata, Mammalia, Rodentia, Muridae. Bases 1 to 657 code for a protein of 218 amino acids. The transcript is spliced from 6 exons. The record is from RefSeq and is a predicted model, not a curated record.
AUGCCGGGACGCGGACUGCGGCCUCCGGAGCCACCGCCGCCACCGCUAUCGCCGCCGCCGCCGCCGCCGCCGCAGCUCCGCCCCUUCCGGCGGCGCCUCCCGACGGGGGCUGAUGCGGGCGCCGCUCAUUGGCCCGAGCCGACGGCUUGCCACGUAACGGGCGCACGGAGGCCGCGGAGGGACAAGGCGGAUGCUCUGAGCUCGGUGAAAGUCCUGGUGGAGAUGACUCCCCGUGAGGAGGAGGACCUGUCUAUUGUGAAGGUGGUGGUAACUGCUGCCGUCUCUGAACAGACGUACAACAGGACACACUGGGUGAUGACCAGAGCUGCCAAAUCACAGUGCAUUCUUGGGAGUCCCUGGGCUCCAGGGCAAAGGAAUAAGCCGGGCUUCCAUGAUAUUAACAGAACAGAGGAGAGACCUGAAGCAGAGCCUUCCCAAUGGAAAUGGAGCAGCACACUGAUGAGUCUCCGGAAGGGGCACAGGGAGUGUGGAGUCCAUACCAGCAAGCUGGCACGGAGAAAAAAGGUCGAGCGGGGAGCUAAAGAAGAAGGGCCAGGCAGUUUUUACACUCUGCCGGGAAGAAUGUGUGUUGCUGUCCAGGGGGGAAGGUGGCUGACCAGCUCCUGUGAGGUUCCCGCGACGGGACAGUUCAGCUAGAGUUUGGCAUGUGGCAUCUCAGCUCCCUCGCUGAGGUACGCCACAGGUGUGCAGAAGGGGAGCUGGACUUGAGUGAGAACCAGUGGGAGCUUUUUA